CAUAGUCACUCUUCGUUUUUUGGAUAGACAUGAAAUAUCAAAUCAUGAGGGUUAUACUUCUAGUUACUGCUAUCGCAGCUCAGGCUCUAGCCACCAAGGUGCACCUCUUCCAGGGCGCUGGAUGCACAGAGAAGCUCGAGUUGAGCCAAAGUGUAUUGAACGACGCAAAGACGUGUUCUAAGAUCUCUAACCCCACGCUUACAGUCACGGAGUGGGCCAAUAACGAAUACAACUACAUCAAGCUGUCCGAUCGUUCAGAUGAAAUAAUUCUGUUCAUUGACGAAGCUGCAUGUGAAGCAUACACAGCCGACAGCACUGUACCUGUACCAUUCAUCCGUGCCACCACUAUGGACGAGUGCACGCCAUGCUACAAAUGUGGUAACAUACAGUCUGUACAGUUUGAUACAACCACUGAAUCGAAGAUGUCAGCCGCUGGUGCCACCGCGCCUUCGGUACUCGUUGCUGUUGCAGCGGCCGCCAUCACCGCCCUGUUUGCCUAAAUAAUUGUAAUUUAAGAGGGUCGACCUUCGCAUCAAGCGUAUUUGUAUCUCCGUGAGCUCACAGAUACGUCCCCGCGCCGCUUUAAGAUUGUCUUCCAGUGUAUACGUUUCUGGAAGCCGUCUUUAUGUACAUAGCAAAUGUCGUCGUCUUCUUCAAUUAUCGGGCGUGCGGAUUCUCUUUAUAAAUCAAUAUCGGAUGUCGGGGAUUUUUGGCCAUUUCCGGGUAUGAUGAAGGCGCUUGCCGCAUCGGUCAGCCUGGACGCUUAAAAUAUUUUCUUCAACGAUGAUAUUUGUUAUCAAAUUGUCUGGAUUAAGCACUUUUCUCUGUGCUAGAGUAGCCGAGAGUGGUCCAAAGACUGGACUGCUUUUCGUAGACUUAAAAAGAGACUCAACACUAUUUCUAUCAAGUUACAUCAAUUAUUAGGAUAUACCAUGGAUUCACAGCCUGUCUUCCUGAUUUCAUCCCUAUUGGAUUCAAUAAACUUGUUUCAACCUAACAUGCGACAACUAUUCUUUUGUGUCGACAUCAUCUGUGGAGCAUGUCGACCUUGUGUGCACAGCUGCGACUACCUAUUUUGGGUUCAACUUGAAGUGAAUAUUCUGUGUUGUAGUACGAUAGAGGUUCUUUUUAGAGCUCUGUUGCUUCACGUUGCACAGCUUGUUUGUGUCCAGUAUACUGCAAGUCCGACAAGAUCCCCUGCAUUUGAUUCGUCAUACAGGUUGAUACCGACUUUGAACACUCAUGGCAGAAAUACGAAAGUUAAUAAAAAGUGCUAAGAAAAGAC
Messenger RNA from Sphaeroforma arctica JP610, 1285 nucleotides. RefSeq lists its product as hypothetical. The record is from RefSeq and is a predicted model, not a curated record. The transcript has a single exon. The coding region runs from base 30 to 500 and encodes 156 amino acids. Lineage: Eukaryota; Ichthyosporea; Ichthyophonida.